AUGCGGGCUCUGUUUCUUCCGUCAGUGCUACUUUGGUGCCCCAGAAGCCGCUUCUCUUCAUGGAUGGUCCGAACGCAGGCUCCGAAUCUCUCUGGAGAGUCUCGGACCCGCAGAACCACCCGUCAGCAUCCCCCACAGCACGCCCAGUCUCGAACGGAGUCGCCGCCAGGAACAAUCAAGACGGUGCUCCAGCCCCCAGCACAAAUUGUACACCAGUUGCGGAUCUCGGAGUUGGCUUCGGCGAUCUUCCAGACUACAUCAAAGUUCCGAUCUGUGUUCCCCGAAGGGUAG
Cladophialophora carrionii CBS 160.54 is the source of this 291-nucleotide messenger RNA. RefSeq lists its product as uncharacterized. Lineage: Eukaryota; Fungi; Ascomycota; Eurotiomycetes; Chaetothyriales; Herpotrichiellaceae. The record is from RefSeq and is a predicted model, not a curated record. Bases 1 to 291 code for a protein of 96 amino acids. The transcript has a single exon.